AUGGCCAGCAAAAGUGAUAAAAUAAAUAAUUUGACUAAUAAAAACGGCACAAAAACCAGUUUCGUCAAAAGAACUGCCCCGAGGAAAGUGAUUUCGUCUCAAGUUAUCAAACCCGGUAGUAGUGGUGGAAAGAGCUGCUCAACAGGAGUUCUAGAUGACGACAGGACCAGCACUAGUGUUUCCAACGCCAGACCUAAGAAGACAACAAAAUCUGACUUCGUUAUUAGUCAGUCAGUCAAAGAUUUCGACUUUUGCAGGAAAUGUGGAGACGCAUUGUCUAAAACUCGUACUCGAAAAUCUGACACAAAAUGUACUCCUUCGCAAAAAUCUACAGGACCUGAAAGACCUAAAUCUAUUACAGUUAAUGAUAGAACACAAUCAGUAGCUCAAUAUUACAGAAACGAGAAUUUCCAAAGAUCCACAGAAUCCGUGCAAGAUGUUGAUGAUUUCAAAAAGAUAUCGUUAGAUACUAUCAAAGAACUGCCUGAAAGACGGUCUUCUGAAAUUGGCAAGCUUAAAUCUGAAACAACAGAAACCCCUGAUGAAGAAAUAGGAUUCCUCGACACUGAUGAUAUUAACAGCGUUAAAAGACUGAAAGAAUUCAGGGAGACAAACUAUUUUGAGUGUCAUUCGGCUAAAUCAAGAAUUGAAAACAAAGUUAGCGCGAUCAGUUUGAAAGACCACAAAUGUACUUACAGAUUCUAUUUGAACGACAGAUUAUUCCCUGUUCCUGUAAGCUCUGAUCAUCAUGGGAACAUCAGAUGUGUUGAAUGUCAUCUGCCAUUAGAUUUGAAACAUUCUGAUGAUGGAAUGAAAGCCAAUGGUUUCAUUCAAGCCAAAAUAAGAAUAGGAAAUGAUAAACCUCGCGACACAGUUAUGUAUUUACCUGUUAAAGAUCAGCUGAUUAUAAGAGAGAGAAAAAGAGAUGAUAAGAAAGAAGAGGAGGUAGUAUAUUUCGGGGUUAUAAAAUUGGAUCGCACUGGCGAUUCGCUUUUUAGUAGGAAUUUGCCGUCGAAUUCUUUCGCCCUGAAAUAUCAGAAAGGUUACAAGGAAUAUCAUCCUAAUAAGAAAUAUGAAUUACAAUGCGUAGAUAUAGAUGAUGUAGUUGUUAUAUAA
Messenger RNA from Amyelois transitella, 1116 nucleotides. RefSeq lists its product as uncharacterized. NCBI's taxonomy places the organism in Eukaryota, Metazoa, Arthropoda, Insecta, Lepidoptera, Pyralidae. The transcript has a single exon. Bases 1 to 1116 code for a protein of 371 amino acids. The record is from RefSeq and is a predicted model, not a curated record.